Mus caroli (Ryukyu mouse) is the source of this 2088-nucleotide messenger RNA. It is a transcript of the gene Zcchc7, whose product is annotated as zinc finger CCHC-type containing 7. NCBI's taxonomy places the organism in Eukaryota, Metazoa, Chordata, Mammalia, Rodentia, Muridae. Gene Ontology annotation, molecular function: RNA binding; zinc ion binding. Gene Ontology annotation, cellular component: TRAMP complex. Gene Ontology annotation, biological process: nuclear mRNA surveillance of mRNA 3'-end processing; nuclear polyadenylation-dependent CUT catabolic process; nuclear polyadenylation-dependent snoRNA catabolic process. The record is from RefSeq and is a predicted model, not a curated record.
CUCCCUGGAGUCCGCGCGGACGCGGCUUCCUUACCUCAUUUGUCCUCGCCCCUCCCCGUUCCUCUACGCGUUUCGGUUCCUGGUUGGUGCUUCCUGGUCGCGGCCGCGGCAGUGAGUAUCAUUAAGGCAACUGACUUUCCAUAAUGUUUGGUGGCUAUGAGACUAUAGAAGCAUUCGAAGAUGAUCUUUAUCGUGAUGAUUCAUCUAGUGAACUGAGUGUUGAUAGUGAGGUGGAAUUUCAGCUCUACAGCCAAGUCCAUUAUGCCCAGAAUAUACAUAAUGCCAACAAGGAGGAAGGGUAUGAGGAAAAGAACUGUGAGAAUUCGGAAAUAGUGAGUAGUCAACCAAAUCAGAAGAACUUAAUCGUCCUUUCAGAUAGUGAGGUCAUCCAGCUAUCUGAUACAUCAGAGGUCAUCACAUUAUCUGAUGAAGAUAGUAUUUAUAGAUGUAAAAGAAAAAAUAUUGAAGUCCAAUCGGAAGAAAAGACCCAGAGCCCUGCUACUUCUCAUUCUAAUAAAGUAGCUCAGAAAUGCAAGAGGAAUAAUGAGAAGCCUGAACCUGAAGAGAGGCCAGGUGUGAUCCGAGAGGUCAUGAUCAUAGAGGUCAGUUCAAAUGAGGAGGAAGAAAGUACCACUUCAGAGAACGAAAAUGUGGAAAGCUGGAUGCUCCUGGGAUCUGAAGAAGAUGGUAAAGACAGUGACAUCCUUCUCAACUUGGUGGGAUGUGAGAACACUGGUGCUGAAGGAGAAGAUGAUGUAAAUUGGUUCAUCAGUGACAAGGACAUCGAGGCCAAGAUAGAUAAUAACAGAUCUUCUGGAAGGUGGAACAACCGAUACUAUUCAGUCAACAAAAAUGUCACCUGUAGAAAUUGUGAUAAACGUGGCCAUUUGUCAAAAAACUGCCCCUUACCACAAAAAGUCCGGGCCUGCUGCCUCUGCUCGGAGAGAGGACAUCUCCAGUAUGGCUGUCCAGCCCGUUACUGCUUAGACUGCUCUUUGCCCAUGUCUUCCAACCACAGAUGUUUUGAAAGAUUUUCCUGGAGAAAACGAUGUGACCGAUGUGAUAUGAUAGGCCACCAUGCUGACGCUUGCCCAGAAAUCUGGAGGCAGUAUCACCUAACGACCAAACCUGGACCACCAAAAAAGCCAAAGACCCCCUCUGGACAAUCAGCGUUAGUGUAUUGCUACAACUGUGCACAGAAAGGCCAUUUUGGACAUGAAUGUACAGAGAGACGAAUGUUUAACCAGACAUUUCCAACAUCUCCAUUCAUAUAUUGCUAUGAUGGCAAAUAUGACAUCCAGCAAAGGGAUCGGAGAAUAAAGCGAAAAGUCAAAGAUCUCAAGAAAAAUGGAGAUUUUCCAAGGCAGUUCAAAAGACCAUAUGUAGAAGAGACAGAUAAGAGGCGCCACCACGAUAUGAGAAAAAGCCAUUCCCCAAGCAAACACAGGAGGUGGCCUCGAGAAAAUAAAGAAACACAGAAAGAAAAGACCAGGAGUAGAGAAGGCAAGACGCACAGGAGGGGUCACCAGCCUCGGGGUGACGAUGAAGACUUCCCCAGGGGCUCAAAACCCAACUCCUCUGGCUUUGUUAACAACCAGAAGCCUUCUAAGUCCCUCCACCGUGCAUCCCAUUACCACAGGCUGAGAGAAGAGCGGCUUCUCAGGGAGAGCAAGCGGAGCAAGCCGAAGAAAAGGAAGAGUGCAGAGGACGGCAGCCAUGAUGACUUGUUUCUUAUUAAGCAAAAGAAGAAGAAGCCUAAGCGGAGUGCUCUCUGACCUGGUCUCCGCGCUUCAGUGUCCUGGAAGUGCUUAAGUACCUGUUAGAUGAGACGCUGGGGACUGAAUGCUGAGUUCCGGCCAUGCCUGGAGUUGCUGUACAGAGACCACAAAGAGUCCAGGUCUGUGGCCACAGGCUGUUCUUAGGUAGGAAGGCAAACUUGAGGUAGAAAAUUGUCUUUUCAAAUGCUUUGGAAAAAGUACAAGCUCAUCAGAUGAAUUUAUCUCCAAUGUUUGAGGACUUAAAAGCUCAUUGGAAGAAAGUUUAUUAUUAAGAAAAGUCACCACUUUUUUAGCAUUCUUUUUUUUUUUU